AUUGAAGCCGCCUGCCCGCGGCCGGGCCCGGAGAGUGACCAGUGGCCACCCGCCCUCUACACAACGAGCUCCCCGGGCCCCGGGCAAGACCAACGCCCCGCAAGGGCUGCUGGGACCGGAAAAGGCUAGUUCGGAACUCCACGAUUUACGCAACCUCCAAGCGGGCCGAACAGCGAGCACGUGACCUGGACGCCAUCUUGACUCCGGGCGGCAUCGCCCUGAGAUACUUCACUACCCGCUAAUACAGCUCGCUUUGCGCAGGGUAGGCGCUUCCAGGCCCAACCAAAGAUGGUGGCUCGGAGCGCGCGCCCGUCUAGCUGUCUCCAUGGUGAUCUCCCCUUGCCGUGCCCCCCGCACGCGCCGCGCCAUGGCGCCGCUGAGCCGCCGUGCCCGGGACAGGCUUUACUCGCUGAUUCUUCUCACCAUUGUAUUACUUUCAUGGGGAUAUGUUAUUUAUGCAACACGAAUAGCAGCUCGGUGGCAACUUGAGAAGGACUACCCUGAUCAAAUGCUGAAUUUUUAAAGGAACCAGUACAGAUGGACAGCAUCUGGAUUUUCACACCUGAAUACACUUAAAACCAAAUUUUAGGACAGAAAAGAUUAUUUCCAGACUAAUGGUUUGAGAAGUUAUGACCUGAUCACAUAAUUUAAGUUUAACAGUGGAAGAAGGCUUCAGGAAAAAAAAAAAAUCAAGCUUCCUGCACAAUUAAAAGGAGCAACAGAAAUACAGGCAAUGCAUGUUGUGUGACACUGAGUUUUCCUAAUAAACAAAUACAGAAAAUGAGCACCAGACUAAGAAGCAGCCAAGGAAGAAAUGUACACCAAGUGUAUGUUCAGUUGGUUUGCUGAAUGUCUUCUCUUUUACAGACCUCUUUGCUAAAGAUUUUGUAAUGUUUAAAAUAUGAUACACAUGUUUAAGUCCAAUGAUAUGGCAGUAAGUAACAUUAUUUAAAGGUGAUACAACAUUUUCCUUCAGUUCAUUUUAAUAGUAUUUGGCCCUCAAAUAGUCUUACUCAGCAACAACUUAUCCAUAUCAACUCUUUCCUAUUAAUAUUGAUUAUGGUAAAGUUUUUCAUUGAUGGAUUAACAAGUGUAACUGCAGCAGCCUCAACCGAGUUGUGUUUAGAGGUCUGCAGAUGUGUCUGGCAUCUUGGCUGUGCCCCUAGCAAAGUGCUAGUCACAAAUGUUACAGUGACAUAGAUCACACUAUCUUCUAGUGACAUGGUGUGCUGACCUUCAGGAAUAGUCAGGUCCAGGGUGGCUGAGGAAUUUUGGAAUACUGCUAGUCAAUGAAGUGGAUCAAGUAUUUGAAAUAGAGUUAGUUCCUGAAAGGAACAAGUAUGUGAGUACAAGAAAUGUGAGUACAAAUCACUAUUUGUCACAGUUUAUUUCUAUUUACUCAUCUUAUUUUGCUGUUGAUUCAUGCAGUUAAAGCUAUCAUGUUUUACCAAACUCUUCUCAUAUAGGUCAUUUUGCAAAAAAAAGAAUUGUAAGAUUUUGUAGUUUAUAAACUUCACAAUAUUGCUUGAGUAUUCAGAGUUCUAGUAGGACUUCCACAAUAAAUGAAACAGAGGCUAUGUAAACUAAUAUCUUAUUAAAACUAUAUCUCAAUAAUAUCUGACUUAAAAGUGGGACAGUUACUUUUCCAAAAAUGCCUUUUAAAUUUUACUGCACUUGUGCAUUACCUGCUGAGCUGAUUUUUUUUUUUGGCUGUAUCUUCCUGUUUGGUUAAAUACAAAUACAUAACUAGAGAUAUAUAAUUGGUUGCUAACAUGGAUAAAAUGCAGAUAAUCUGAUAAAUGCCUGUUAACACAAGAAGACUGUAUUACUACUAGUAUAUUGGACUGAAAGCCUACUACCAGAGUCCAUUUCAUACAGUCAAUCGUGAACAUUUUGUUACUAGGUGAGUAACUUCCUUAACUUGCCUUGCAUUAAAGAAAAGUCUGGAAAUGGUCUUUGCUAUUCCUGCUAUACCUAGAAGGAAAUAAGAUAACAUGAGAGUCUCCUGGAAGAAACUUUAUUGUUUUAUAUACAUAUCUGGAAAUAGUUAACACAUUUUUAUAGGAACAAAGCUGGAGUUUAUAACCUUCAGUGAUGACCGGUAGGCUCUUCUUCCAUUGGUGGGAUUAUUUCUCCUGUCUCUAGAAUUUUGUCACCCUAAUGAAAUAAAAAAUAUUAUGGUGAA
Gopherus flavomarginatus (Mexican gopher tortoise) is the source of this 2185-nucleotide messenger RNA. RefSeq names its product small integral membrane protein 27 (gene TZMP1). The record is from RefSeq and is a predicted model, not a curated record. The transcript has 2 exons. NCBI's taxonomy places the organism in Eukaryota, Metazoa, Chordata, Testudines, Testudinidae. The coding region runs from base 326 to 523 and encodes 65 amino acids.